Cyanidioschyzon merolae strain 10D is the source of this 708-nucleotide messenger RNA. RefSeq lists its product as hypothetical. The coding region runs from base 1 to 708 and encodes 235 amino acids. The record is from RefSeq and is a predicted model, not a curated record. Lineage: Eukaryota; Rhodophyta; Bangiophyceae; Cyanidiales; Cyanidiaceae. The transcript has a single exon.
AUGCUUGGAACGAUAUUCGGGACCGGGUUAUUGUUCUUGGUCCCAGUAACGCCAACUCUGAUGAAACUGCGGAAACGAUCACUACCUGGUACUUGUGCUGCGAGCAGUCGCCGCGCUGGUGCUGUGCGAGCCCAGGUCGAGCGCUCUUCCCCAGAAGCAGAAGCGGUUCAGUUACCCGAUCGUUCGGCGGAAAAGAUCCAGAAACAUCGCCUUGGAGCGAAGAAGCAUGCCGUUGCGUAUUAUUUGGUAAAAAGCGAGGGUUCAGGGCCGCGCAAGUUCACCGUUGAUGACCUUGCGGCGAGUCCUCUGCGUUGCACCAGCUGGGACGGCGUGCGUAACUUCCAGGCCCGCAACGUGCUACUAUCCAUGCAACUUGGAGACUUUGCCCUCUUCUAUCACUCAAACUGUAAGCAAGCGGGGAUAGUGGGCAUUGUCGAGAUCGUCCGGGAAGCCUACGUCGACCAGACCCAAUUCGAUAGCACGGACUCCGAGGCGUACGACCCCCGUGCGACUCCCGACAAACCACGCUGGUAUGCGGUGGACGUGAAACUUCAGUUGAAGCUACCGCGACCGAUUCCGUUCGAGGAGUUGAAACAGUAUGCAACGCCGGGCGGUCCACUGGACGGUAUGCUGCUGUUCUCGCAGGCGCGCUUGAGCGUGCAACCGGUGCGCCCGGAGCAUUUUCGAUUUAUUCUCGGCCUUUUUUGA